Molecule: messenger RNA, 1539 nt
Organism: Cheilinus undulatus (humphead wrasse)
Lineage: Eukaryota; Metazoa; Chordata; Actinopteri; Labriformes; Labridae
Gene: tafa3a
Product: TAFA chemokine like family member 3a
Exons: 5
Coding region: 388-786 (132 amino acids)
Molecular function (GO): receptor ligand activity
Source: RefSeq, a predicted model, not a curated record
GCACGGGGACGCUGCCAAAAGCCAACAGGAAGAAAGAGGAGGAUUGUAACGAAAAUAUCAUGUUUGAGUCCAGAAACUAUGAGUGGAUGUCCGGCUGCUGAGCUGCUCCGGCGGAGGGGAAGUUGUGAGGCAGAGGCGGAGGACCAGGAGCAACUUUUAUAGACUUUCAAGUCCACCGAGUGCAAGUAGAGAAACAGCCCCAGUUUGGACUCGUUUGACUCGGGGAGAGUGUGGGGAGCUUUGACAUAAGUGCAGUAUUUCAAGGUUAUGUGUUGUCGAGGGCGUCUAGAAGCGGAAAGGAAAUGGCAUUUCUGGUUUUGGUGGUUGACAAUGGAGAAUAAAUGAAAGGGACGUUUCCUGGGGAUUAAUUGACAGCACAACGACAGAAUGCAGGAGAGGGACUUACAGAGCAUGUGCAGAAGGGCGCUGCUGCUGGCCGUCUGUAUGGUGUCUCUUUGGGGACAGCUGACCGGAGCAUCGUCACACAGAAGCCACAUAGUUCAUGUGAAGGCGGGGACCUGUGAGGUAAUUGCUGCACACCGGUGCUGCAAUAAGAACAAGAUCGAGGAGCGAUCCCAGACUGUCAAAUGCUCCUGCUUCCCUGGACAGGUGGCGGGGACAACAAGAGCGGCUCCAUCUUGUGUAGACGCAUCCAUAGUUGCACAGAAGUGGUGGUGCCAGAUGCAUCCCUGCAUGGAUGGAGAGGAGUGUAAAGUGCUGCCUGAUCUCAAAGGAUGGAGCUGCAGUACAGGAAACAAAGUUAAGACGACCAAGGUCACACGAUAGUCAUCAUCUGUUUCCAGGAAAAACCUUGUUGGAACCAGACGUUGUUUCUUUGGACGUUUGGAUAUUUGGAGGAUUGGUGGAAACCAGGGACCAACAAGGAUAAAAACCACAGACAUUCCUCUGGAUGAUUGGAUAAAAACAGGAUCAGAGAGCUUCAUUUAAGACAUUUCCAAAAAAGAUUCCUGACUUUAGAUGCAGCAUCAACAGUAGCUGAACUCUACUGCCCACCAAAUCUCUCUUUGUAUUAUAGAUUUGUUCCUUUUGACUCAAAGACUCGGAGAACCAUGAAGAUAUUUAUUGACUGAGAGACUGUGGAUUACACCAGAAAAAGAAAAAUCACCCUUAAAAAGAAAACCAUGUGAUGUGAAACUCUUGUGUUACUUUCUCGCCACAAAAAGAGCCCCAGGACUCUUGAUGCAUAUCUGUGUUGAAGAUCAAGUGAAGCUUUUUCAUUCCUUUUAGCCUUAUGAAGCAGAAAUCUCUUAAGUUUCUUCUUUUUUAUUUGAAAGAAAAAAAACUACAAAGUGUUUGGCUUUUUUAAGUUGGUUAGGAUGUCUUCUUUUUAAAGACAAAAGAUGAUGCCACAACAAUAAAACCCACAAGUAUAUGUAACGAUGUUCGGCUAAAGUCACCAAGGGUCAAUACAGCUGACUUCUGCCAAGAUGUUUUAAUGGUAUCUGUUGUUUUCAAAGCUUGGUGACGACCAUUGAUACAAACAUGUCAAUAUUAUCUCAAUAAAUUGAACUAAAUGGA